Penicillium taxi is the source of this 2262-nucleotide messenger RNA. RefSeq names its product GMC family oxidoreductase. The transcript has 2 exons. The record is from RefSeq and is a predicted model, not a curated record. The coding region runs from base 1 to 2262 and encodes 753 amino acids. Lineage: Eukaryota; Fungi; Ascomycota; Eurotiomycetes; Eurotiales; Aspergillaceae. Gene Ontology annotation, molecular function: flavin adenine dinucleotide binding; long-chain-alcohol oxidase activity.
AUGGGCAUCAUCAUGGGUGCUGAGUAUGUCUUGUCAACUUCAGAUUACACACCUAAAGAGACUCCAAUCCCUCCCCUACCUGAUGCUUCAUUCUUUAGUGAUGCUCAAUGGGAGACUCUUUUUUCUCUCACUGAUACAAUUAUACCCUCAAUCCGAACUUCUGCCAAGUGGAGUAAUAACGACAAAAUAAUAUCUCCCUCGAAAUGGGACUCUGCCAUCUCACGACUGACCUCGUUGAUGCCAGGUCCUAAUGCUGCUGAGACUGCGAAACAGUACUUGCAAGAGAAUGUUUCCUUCAAUCCCGUUUUCCGCGCUCAUGUUCAGCGAAUAUUGGGAGAUAAUGUUCACGAAGAAGGAAGGAAAGGGCUUGGGUUUAUUCUGAAUGCACUCAAUUCCCGAGCUGGAUCGUUCCUUGCUACCGGCUCCAUCACCCCAAUCCACCUACAAUCUCUAGAAUUUCGGGAAAAGGUGUUUCAGGGGUGGGACACUUCUCGAUGGUCCGCUCUUCGUGCAGUUUACCGAGCGUUGACUGGCAUUGCGAAGAAAUCAUGGGUUAUGUCAAGUCCAACCAUCAAUCAGGUUCUCGGCUUCCCACACAUCCCUAUCCAUGGAAAGCCUGCCGAUAGUUUCCCGUACAAGUUCCUUCAGAUUCCGCCUGGUAACGACGUGGACAUUAUCCUUGCUGAUAUUGUUAUAGUGGGAAGCGGGUGUGGUGCUGGUAUCACUGCAAAGAAUCUCGCCGAAGCCGGUCUUCGGGUAAUUGUGGUUGAGAAAUCCUACUCAUACACAUCCGCUCAUUUUCCAAUGCGAGCUAAUGAAGCUGGGAUUAAUAUGUUUGAGAACGGAGGUGCCAUUAACAGCGAUGACGGGUCUAUGAUGGUCAUUGCAGGUUCCACGUUCGGUGGCGGUGGCACUGUGAACUGGUCGGCUUCCCUUCAGACACAGGCAUAUGUUCGCCAGGAAUGGGCCGAUACGGGUUUGCCAUUUUUCACCUCAUCUGAGUUCCAAAGAAGUCUUGAUCGAGUAUGCAAUCGUAUGGGCGUCAAUACUGGAAAGAUCAAGCAUAGUCGUGGUAAUAAUGUUAUUCGGCAGGGCGCACAUAAAUUAGGUUAUGCUGCUAGAGCUGUCCCACAGAACACUGGGAAUGCUGGUCAUUAUUGUGGACACUGCACUUAUGGGUGCGCAUCAUGCGGCAAGAAAGGUCCUGCUGAGUCAUUCCUAGCGGAUGCUGCUAAGGCUGGAACAGUCUUUAUAGAAGGAUAUCAAGCAGACAAGAUCCUCUUCGAUAAGUCUAUGGUGCCAAUAGGCGUUGAAGGUACUUGGAAAUCGCGUGACUCGUAUCUAGGAAAUACGGGUAGCGGAUGUACGCAGCGCAAAGUGAUCAUCAAGGCUCCAAGGGUUGUUGUCUCUUGUGGAGCAUUACAAAGCCCUCUACUGCUGUUGCGCAGUGGCCUUAAGAACGAUCAAAUUGGGAAAAACCUGCACCUUCAUCCGUGCAUGGUCAGCAGCGCAGUGUUUGAGGAAACAAUUCGACCAUGGGAAGGAGCGGCAUUGACAGCAAUAGUCAACGAAUUCGAGAACCUGGAUGGACAUGGUCACGGAGUGAAGAUCGAGGCCCUAUCAAUGAUGCCUUCCUUUUUCCUCCCCUUAUUCCCAUGGCGAGACGGGCUGGAUUACAAGCUUUGGGCAGCUGCCAUGAGCCACAGUACCAGCUUCAUUACUCUGACAAGAGACCGGGACGGCGGAAGAGUAUAUCCAGAUCCAACUGAUGGACGCUGCCGCAUCGAAUACACCGUGUCCCCCUUUGACCGUCGACACAUCGUGACGGCAAUGAUUGCUUGCGCCAAGAUUGCGUAUAUCACAGGUGCCAAGGAGUUCCACACAGGAUAUCGUGAUAUACCUCCAUACAUCCGACCGGACAAUUUCGAUCCUUUAAAAGGAAUCAAUGAGCCUUCAUUACAAGAUUGGAUUUCUGAUCUGCGCCGCAAAUCACCUCUUAACCCGGAGCGAGCCGUCUUUGCCAGUGCUCACCAAAUGGGAACUUGUCGUAUGGGCACGUCACCUAAGACGAGUGUGGUUGACCCUAGCUGUCAGGUGUGGGGAACAGAAGGGCUGUACGUCUUGGAUACAUCUGUGUUCCCAAGCUCCAGUGGCGUCAAUCCGAUGGUUACUACUAUGGCCAUCGCUGACUGGGCUAGUCGAAAUAUUGCUCACAGUCUGGGCAAGAGCUGUAGUGAAGGAAAGGGGUUCUCACGACUGUAG